Messenger RNA from Dentiscutata heterogama, 272 nucleotides. The record is from the annotation of a GenBank genome assembly. NCBI's taxonomy places the organism in Eukaryota, Fungi, Glomeromycota, Glomeromycetes, Diversisporales, Gigasporaceae.
CUCAAGCAAAAAGAUACAGAGAAAAUAAGAAACUAUUGAAUGAUGAGAAUAAAUUACUGAAUAAAAUAUUAGAGCCAAAUAAUCUUGCAGAUUAUAUUUACGAUCUUCUUGAAUUGUAUACAAAUUCAAUAACUGCUGAAAACAAUAAAGAAAAUAAUCAACUAGGCAUUCAUUAUUUGUGUGCUGUUGAUAUCUCUUCUUAUAAUGAAUCUUCAAAAGAAAUCGCUGAUAAUUUGAUAAACAUUAUUAGUGAUACUGAUGAAUACUCUUGA